Messenger RNA from Rhopilema esculentum, 11588 nucleotides. Its product is annotated as protein RD3. The record is from RefSeq and is a predicted model, not a curated record. Lineage: Eukaryota; Metazoa; Cnidaria; Scyphozoa; Rhizostomeae; Rhizostomatidae.
GCAUUAUAUUACCUUUAACUACAGUUAAUUUUACAGUAAGAAUUAUUCGCAAUGAUUAUUAGCCGCGAGGUAAGCUUAAGAAAUGCAAAUUGCCUGCCGUGUGUUUAUUUUAUGCACAAAGCCAAUGCAGACUUCAUGGAAGAAAACAUCAAUGUUGCUCGGCCCUAUGUGACUAUUAUUGUGAAAUAUAAUGGCGAACUAAUCGAAAUUCGAAACGCAAGACUGCUUUGCGGCGAGGUUUAAUAUAAUACUAUAAUAUAAACAGCUGCUUGUGAAGCUACGAGCCUUUUACUGUAGAAAAUUUAAAGAUAAUAUCAUAACAAUAUUACGUUAAUCUGUAUUGCAGAUUGCAUUAUUGCAUCCAUGGGUAUUUGAACAUCAUGAUUUUUAAGGGCUCCUUAACCAUCUGGUUUUAUCUUGUUUACAAAGUUAUGGCGGGGGGAAUUGAGGCCAUAAAUGUUUACUUUCUUAACAAUCUACAACAGGUAGAUUUUCACGGAGCCUGAAACAGAAGUAAACAAACACGAAUGCAGCAACAACAAAUUUGAUUUGUACAAUGCUGCAUCAUCAACAGGUUGUUUGUUUCUUUCGCGCAAGUUGAUCGCAAAUUCUGCUUAUUUCGUAAAUUAAUUGCCGUUGAAGUUGAACGAACUGACUUCUCUUUGAAUACGCUGUUUAGAAAAUUUGUCAGCCACACGAAAAGUUUAAUCCUCCAACAAUAUGCUAAAAUGUAAUAGGAUCAUGAAUUUUUGGUGUCCAUUGGAAACGGCGAAUGUUUUUAUCAGAAUAUGCUCGGGCAAGAAUCUAUCAUCUGGUUUUACGCCGAAAGCAACGCCUUUUAUCUGGCGUGACCAGUGCUUGCUAGAGAAUAAAGAGGAGCAAAUUUUUAGAAUAUUUUGUUUCCGUAUGACAUUGCACUCUUCGUAAUUCUCAAUAGCCGAUUGCCUUUCUCUUUGUAAAGCUUUUGUCUUCAGAAUUAACAUAUUGCGUUUUUUCCUUCAAGAGGAUUAUUGCUAACGGCCGACAUACCCACGUCAUGUGUUGAUAUUGCUAUCUCGGUGAAUCUUCUUUAUUACACUGUAAAAGAAAAAAUGUUGGGUUUAUGUACCAACGCCGUCAUAAAUAACCCAAUACCUUUGGUGCAUGCACCAUUGCCUCCCUUUUUUGUGUGUUCACAGCGGAAUCUCAGAAUAAGCAACACUUCACAUCUUAUCGGAAUAAGAUCGUUCUUCCCUGCGGAAGAGGGGAAAAUUUUUUCAGGAAAUAGUGAAUAAUUAGGAAAUAGGAAAUAGGAAAUAGUUGGUUUUCUCUUGCUUUUAAUAUAAGUCUUUGUUCUAUAAAAUAUCCUAUAACCGCAAUUUCUUUCGUCCUCUUUCUGGCAUGUGGUAUGCGAAAAUUUCGUUUGUACUUCUGUGAGUCGGACACGCCUCUCUGUGUUAGGUAAAAUGGCUUUUAUCACUGGGGCCCGAGAUGGGAAGUUGACUCACCGGUAUUAGAGUGUUUUGGUUAUUUUUUUAUUAAACAAGUUAAAUGUUUUAACAAAUUUCAGAUGAGAAUAAGAACCAAAAUAAGAACACCGUGGAAAUCUGAAAUGGUUAACUAGUAUCAAAUACCUGCGGUGGUUUCUGGUAGUGACUGUCUUAAAAAUUGAGCUUUUCAGCAUAAUAGAUUCCCUAAAUUCCAGACCUGUUCUUUUACAAGCCCAAAUACAGCUCAUCAAAUAUAUGCUGCACUGGUCCUUGUCAGAACAUACGCAGAGUCCACCCCAAAUUUCAUAUUCUUUCAUCUUUCAUAAAUCUUUCUGAUAUGCAACUUUUCUGAGUUCCUCUUCUAAAUGUUUGCCAACACAAAUUCUCGUAGAUUGAUCGAGUGCUUAAUUCUCGACUUUUGGAAUUUUUAUGUGCAAACAUGUAAUUGUUAGAGACACUUUCUUGUCAUCUGUUUGUUUUUAAGAGCAAACACCAUCAUACUUCCAGCGCAAACAUAAAUUGAAUACAGGACUAUCGGUUGAGUACAGGGCUGUUGUGUGCAGUUAGGUCUUUGUAGCAAUCAUUGUUUUGUGGCAGGUAUAACGAGGCUAUGGUGCAAGCUAGCUUUCCAGCUAUGUUCGUUUAAUUGACAAACAGCUGCUUGCCAUCACCCUUGUAUGCAAUCAAAAAGGAUUUGCAGGAGUGAUCCCCUGAAAGAAGACCAACUAUAGAUGAAAAGGAGGCGUUUGGUAAAUGGUUGACUUGGAAGUGUUUACCAGUCUCUUUUACUUAUUAGGGACAGUGUUACGACUUGCCGAUUUACCUGAAGUAUCUACAUUUUUUCCUGUCUUCUUUGCUCCUCUCUCCAAAACAAUAUAUAUCGCUUUGUUUUUGUUUUGCUUUUUGUUAUUGGCCUUCUGUUUACACCGGACGCAGAUCAAAACGGUGUUUUAAAACGGUAUCGAUUAAUAGAAACACGAGAUGGAUACGGAUUGAAAACGAGGCAGAUUUCCUUUGCUAUUAUUUUUUCAAUGAAAAGGACUUUAAGAUUUUGACUCUGAUAGCUAUAAUAGUUUUCUAUUGCAUUUCACCAUGGUGUUUCUUCAUGAUGUUAUGCUAGUUGUCCCGAAAUUUAUAACACUAAUGCGUCUUGAGCUGUGGCUAACGGUAUUUCACUUCACGUUGACAAGCUGCAAAUAAAGGAUGCGGAAAAACGAUGAACCAAAGCUUAUUGAACAUAGAACAGCUACAUGCAGUGUCUUCUUAACAGCCACAGUGCUUUCGAUUUUCAAUGAAUUACUUUCUUUCACGGGUCAAACUGUUUCAUUCAAUUUCGAGCACGCAGCAACCUCAUUGAUUUCGUCAUUCGGUGGUGGGUUUUUCUUUCCAGUAGUUUUCUUUUAGAAUAUUCAUAAAAAAGGUCGAUUUUUCAAUUAUAUCGUUCGAAAAAUUGUGUGCUGAAAUGAAGGUACUAUCUUGGGGUCUUUAAAAGAACCAGGUCCUAUACCAAACUGUGGUCGAGCACUUAGUUUAGAUCAAGGACUAGAGAACCUCUGAAACGUUGACAUUUCAUUUAUUCAUCAGCUUUGUUUAAAAGCACAACCUCUUCCUAUCUAAAACUCCCCCUUUACAAUCCAAAUCAGCAUCCUUUUAUGUUUCUAGCUUCUAGCAAUAUGCUGAGCAUGCGCGGAUGACACGUAAUCAGCAAUUGAAUUCUGCUACAUAAUAAGCGUGAGGGGGCUUAUACGAGGGGGGCUAUACGGGGGCUUAUACGAGGGGGGCCAAUUCGAGGAUAUACAGUCAAAAUCCAGUCAAAAGGUAUUGUUAGAAUUAGAAAUUAAUUUGGCGUGCGGAUGUUUGAUCGAGGAUUUAUGGUUACCUCACCCCAUUGAAGGCGCUUCAUUGUUUUUGUUUGAAUCUGAUGUAUCCUAAAUAAAGCGAAAAGGAAAGACCCCCAUGGGUAAGAUUUCAUUCUAUUUCUUCUAGCCCGACAAGGACAGGGCCGUGUCAUUACUAAUGGACUUCCUAUUUCCAGUUGUAAUUUCUUGCAAAUCAGUGAGAAACAUAACUAUACAAGUUUCACAAGUUUUAACGCCAUUUACCAUUUUGUUCCGAGAGUCAGCCAUGAAAGUCUCUCUUUUCAAAUGUAAUCCGCUGAAACUUAAAUGUAUUACUUGGUGAAAACAGUCUUAGCAAAACUAAUAUUUUGAUAAGAGCUCUGACUAUUUGUGUAACCAUAUGGCCCUGUUAUCCCUUUGAAUAAACACGAAUUGAUAUUGAAAUAGUAGGAAUUUGUGCGGUAUUUGUAAGGCACUACUUUAGGCCUCUAUGCUUGGCUUUAAUCUCAAUAUUCCGUUUCUGUUUAUCGAUGGAUAAAGCUGUGGUUCACGUAAGAACAUUAGUCCUAUCCGUAAGUGUCAUCUCCUUGGGCUGUUGCUAUAAUCUUAUUAAAUCAUACGUGACAGUUUCUUCAAAAUAAGCACGGUUCAUGGACAAUAAACCAGCAAAUGAAGUUGAUUUAACUCAUUACCAUAUGAUUAGGGACGGAUAUACCGAGGGCUGUGGGGGGUGGGAGGGUCCGACACCCCCCCCCCCCAAUAUUUUGCAUUGAUCCGGUAAAAAUGCAUGCUUCGGUAGUCAGUAGAAACAAAAUGAUGUAGAAAGGUUGUUUUUUUUCAUCUUCUUAUAUUCUUUAUCUUAAAGGUAAAGACUGUAUUUUAAAAUGGGCGUUUCCAUCAGUCACCUUAAGGGUGUGGCACAAAGUCCAAUCAUUUUCCAACACUCCCCCAUUUCAAUUCUUGCCGCUUAAAUUCACCCCUGCAUAUCAUGUUUAGAACACGCACCAGGUUAAAGAACAUUCAGUAAUUUUCUUUACCCUUCUGAUUCUCGAUUGAUAAAUUUUUGUUGAUUAGUCUUAAACUUUUAAAGUUUUCCUAAACUAUAGUUUUCUCACAUGUUAUAAAUGUCUUCAUAGAUUGAUGCUUUGGAAGCAUUACAACACAAAGCGUUAACCUCUGCAAGGAAAUCAAUUUCUAGCGUUGCUGCUUACUUUUCUGAUUGAUAUUAAUCAAGCCAUUUUGCUUUUAUCUUUCCAUCAGCCAUGCUCUUGAGCUCUAGAAGAAGGGUCAAACAUUGAUUUUUACUCCUACUUUUUUCUCCAUUUCCUUGGUAAGUUGAAACACUCAAGGAACAUUUUUUGCACAGGCGUGUUGAAAAAAACCCCCGCAUUUUUCUACUAUCUGCUGCAACUUUUAUCCCGUUUUAAAGCAUUUGCAGUCAGCACAGACACGACAUCUAGUGUGAGAGCCAAGCUGUUGAAAAGCCCUCACUUUUAGUGCCGAGAAUUAUCCCUUUUCUACUUCUUGCUAGUUUUUAACGAAAGUUUCGUCAAUGUAACCGAUGUUUUUCUGAUAGCACUACACCCCUACCUUACCUGGCACUUUAACUUGCAGUCAAGAAGCUAUUUGGUGAAAUCUCUGAUUUUAUCUGAAAACAUUGAGCCAAUCAGUUGGCAUCAAGGAUGCUUAGCGUAAUGCUAAGCAAUGCAACUGUUGAUAAAGUUUCUCUUCUUGGCUUCGUUUACAACUAUUACACUUGUAAAAACCAGCAAUAUGUUUUUCACAGUCUUUUAUCUACUUUCCACUUUCCAAAUAACUUCUCAAUGAUAGGAAACUUGCUUUUGAAGUCUUUGAUAAGGCAAGAACCAUAUUCUGAAUAAUCCAGCCAUUUGGAAGUACAUUUUGGAAACUUUGUCUUAAUUUCAAGUUUGCGAUUCAUGGUGAUUUUCCAGCCUUUUUGUGAUCUCUUUGAAAUUUUUCCUUAACUCUAUAAAUGCGGGAAGGAGCUCAAUAAUGAUAUCAUCGUGUGAACAACUACCUGGAUUAAGGCAAAAUGCAUGUUUUUUUUCUUUUGAGCAUCUGGCAGCUGUCAGAGUCAUUGGAAAAAUUCAUUUUGAUGUUGAUUACAUCUGCUGAAGGAAAACACGUUGAAAUUAUUCAAAUCAAAAUACUCGAAAUGAAAUACUUAUCCACAGUGCCUUGUUUGCAUUUCUCCCAAAAAGAUACAGCUACUGUGAGAUAAACAGUUUUUAGUCUCUAAGGAAUGCUUCAUUGCUGGUGGUUUUCGCACGUGCUCACAUCUGUACGGACAAAAUAAACCUGCAGUCGCUGCUUUUUUCAAAAUCCCCAUCACAUUCCCACCACUUUCUCUGCGCGACAAAAGUGUGCGCUGCGGCUUCGAGUGGAUAUAUCUUUCCACUCAUUAAUACAUUAUGUAUGCAAUAUGUAUAAAUUAUGCGUUCGAAAACCUUUACAUCCUAGUUCUAGAGACAGAAGCAUUUUGUCAGAAUUUGUUAAUGUUCUCAAUAUCAAAGAUGACUGAAUGCAUCUUCGUGGUAAGGCAAAUUACGAUGAUUAUAACAAAGCUCUUUCAGUGAAAGAUUUCUGUAAGACUUUUUUAUGUUUACAACUGUGCUAUAUCUGCUUAUAUGUAUUGGAAAGACAUCUUGCGAGAACAUUUUUGCUUGAUUAAAAAGCGUUCACUAUUCUUACCUACCAUCUUAAAAAGCAAUACACUGCACUUCAGAAAUGUGAAUUUUUUUUUAAAAAGCGGUACAUUGCACUUCAGAAAAGAGUUGUCCAUCAAACAUUUUAGCAAACGUGACCUGAAAAAAUCUCUAAGAGGACAGCUAAUUGGACACUUGGUUACCGCAAAUUUUGUCACAGAGCAAACUAUCAACAAGUUUCGUUUUUGCAUGAAUAUUAAGACUAUCUUAUGCACUAUUUAGGCCAUGUCACUUUGUUGGUAUGUUACUUUCAAACAAUCAUGUACAGUUUUUUCACACCAGCAUCCUAAUCCCGUGAAUGCCAAUCGAGGCUCAAAAACCCAGGAUUUAACGUUCGUAAACGAGGCUGGUAUUUUAAUUGUUCUUUCUGAAUGAGCCUCCAUUGAAAAACUGAUCCGUAUUUACUGCACAUAAGAUAAAAUGAAAUGAAGUUCUGUGGAAAGGCAACUGCGUAAAGUUUUUUUGCAUGCUAGGGAAAACAAAUACCAACAUUCUAGAAUUUUUCGUAGUUUUAAUAAGGCUAAACUUUGUUAAAUAUGUUUUGCAUGUUUUGUUAUCAAAGGGCUACGGCAAAAGUCAGGAGAAAGAACACUGUGUAAAACCAUUUGUGUUGGGUGUGCGAUGUUGAUACGCAGUUUUCCUGAGCUAGUGUAGUCUUCGCAGUUUUCGCUCUCAGCCCUGAGACCUUUUAGAAGAUUUGGAAGCAGCAGAUAUUCUUCUCAACUGUAAUUCACCCGAUAUUCUUGCUAUAAUUAAAUUGAACAGACUGUUUGAUGAUAUAUCAUCACAAAUAAUCAGUACAAGACGACCUUUGAUGAAACUGUAGCCAAACGAAAGGCGGUAUGUAACCUUUGAAGAGGAAAAUGGCCUGCACAAUCAGACUUAAAUGUUAGUUAUGACAAAGAGAUCUCUAUUCCAUGAAACUAUAUAGCGUACGAGUCUCUUGUAAUUAAUAUAUUAGUAAGCUAAGCGUUUAUAGGUAUUUUCAACUGAAGGAUGUUAUGAAAACUUCAUUUUGUUAAUUAGCAAAUGAGGACCAGGACUAAUUAGUUGGAAAUAAGCAAAUAUUUGAAUAUUCUAUAUGAAAAUUUUGUUCCAUUUUAUUGUCCUUAACCACCUAACGGGACUAUGUAUGUGCACUUAAUUGCGCAUAAGCAAGCGUUUAAAGUCAAUUUUAUGUCACCAAGCAGGUGUUGUGAUAAUUGCGGUAUUUGCUUUAUGCAAACACUAAAAUACUCUUUACUUCUUAUUUCAUUUUCAGUUCAUAUUAUUGUCACCAAGUUGCAAGCAAAACAUUGAAAAUAUUCUUCUGAAAUAUUUUAACACAGAUCAUAUUCAGUGAUAGAAUAAUGUUAUUUACUUGUUGAACUUGCACAGCCUAUAGACGAGCUAUGAAAGUUUGUUUGAUACCUACUAUCUAUAGAAGACAGCAGAGCUUUUCGAUCCCAAAUACACUGUUCCAAAAACGAAUUUGUAAGAAAACCUCACAGAUCACAAAUCUUUGGUAAAUCACUUUGAAUUUGCUGAUUUGUAAACAUUGAUUAGACUCCUAAUUUCAAUUUAUGCCUGGACAAGGCAUCUAUGAAAUCGCUGGAGCGUGACCUUCAGAAUCUAUCAGCCUUUUCUUGCUUUUGUGAAAUGAGUUUGACCUAGGCAAAUAUCCAAAUAUGAAAGAAAUCGUCAAGCGCUAGCAUUCAAAUAACAGUUCUAUGUUUUUAAAAGAUUAGCAAAGCUGCAAGGUUUACAAGAAGCAAGCAGAUGUUUGUUAGUAGAUGCCUGAUUAUUCAGCACAAUGCCAAGCGUGCAUUCUUUUUAAUCGCAAAUUUACAGCUUAAAUGCAAAGCCAGCCCACAUUCCUGCUAACUAUGGUUUAGAAUUGACCGGCUGUCCAAUGUAGCUAAUCGAUGUAAAAAGGAAAUACGAACGUCCACCGUUGCUUUCAUGUUUCACACUUUCCCACGAAAGCAUGGCGAGAAUAAUAAUUUUCAAAAAGCUUGCUGUUAACAAAAAUGUGUUUGGAAGAUCGUUGAAGCAGCUGCUUCAAAUCCUUAAAUUUCGAAAUUCUCACAAAGACACCAAAAGUUAUUUCUGAUCGUGAUUCUAACACAUAUAACAAACACUUGGUAUCUAGUCAUAAUCAAAAUUCAAAAUCUUCAAAACCUGCUUGUUUUUUGACGCGUAUGACAAUAUUUGAAGGUAUGGUUUUGGCUUUCCUUUUGUCUAACUCUAAACUUCUUCUCUUUUAUAAACUGUUAGAAGGGGAUUGGAAACUUAACCUGAAUCUCUUUUCAAUUGACCUAAUGACCAGGUUCAUUCAAUAGUGUCCAUAAUUUUUACACUUUUUAUUUACAUUUUUUGGUUUUAUCUGCAUUUCUCUGAAACCGAAAGAUUGACUUGCUUGGAGCACCUCAGCUUGUAGACCUUCAUGCAUAGAACGUCGCCAUCAUUUGUAUGUUUUUCGUCAAUCGUGAACUAACCGAGUUAUCAUGUAAGCCAGUUCAAUCAGUGCAAUGAUAGGAGCAGUAGAUUUAGCAGUAAAAGUAUUGCUUGCUAAAACAUAAUAUGGGCUUUAGCAUGACAUUGAGAAGAUGCUUCGCAGGCUCGCUAUCGCCUAUUGUUCAAAUCGUCUUUUGCAAACACAAGAAAAGCGGUGGACACAACUUUCUUUCUUGCUUGGCAAGACUUUCAGAGAAGAGAGAAAAUCGCUUAAACUUUGUUAUGAAGAGCGAGCGACAAAUUGGUUUGCACUAGUUUGAUGAUAGCUAGUUUGAUGACGUCAAAGGCGUAAAAUUUGCUAAUAAAAGUAUUCCGUAUUUUGGAAUACAAUUAGCAAAGCAAAAAUGUUUGUUUAUUCCUUUCUCCAGCUAGUAAACAUGAAAUUGCGAAAACAGAUUUUAGCACCUUUGCCAGGUCAAAACAUACGCGAGCAAUCUGAGUUGCUUUGUGCAUAUGGUUGUAAAUGAAAUCAGUCCGUGCAGCUUUAAAUUAUUAAUCAGAGGCAGUGAAAAGGUAUGAAUGCAUUGCCCAGCCAAAGCAAUUUGCAAACAAUUCUGUAGUGAUAAUGCACAGUAAUUCAUGUUCAAAGUUGCUGCUUUGGAACUAAACAAAUUAUUUCUUUUCGGGUUUGACACAAAACAAGUUCUCAAAGACAGAAGACUGCGAUACAAGCAAAUUCAGCUGUGACGAUACCUUAAGCAAAACGCAAGGCAAAACUGUUUGAACGGAGAUCAGCAUUGAUUUGACUUAAGCUUUUCAUGCGUUAAACAAACAUCUAAAGAAUCACCAGUCGAUAUUUGCAAGUGGAUUACAGUGAGCGUGUUCUUGCUUUGAGCAAGUCGAGGCUUAGCGAUAGUUUUUCCAUAUUUCGUAAAGAAUAACAAGGUGGAUUCAAGGAUAAUCUAUCUUUAGAAAAGCUAAAAGUAAUCAUUGAUCUGAGAAGCAAACAGUGAGCGAAGAUAACUUCUUGUUUCUCGAGUUUCAGCUUUAUGGGUUUGAUUUGGUUUGGUGCCUGAGUUUGCAAGAGGCAGUUUGUACCAUCCAUGGGAAAUUGAAUUAGCAGACUUUGAAGUUACAACUGAGAAGAGUCAAUCACUGAAAUGCUGUUUUUAGAAGAAAACAAAGUUGUUAGGAAGACAAAGAGAAAGCUGUUGCUAGUGUAGCUUCUAAUAACCAGCAAAGUAUUCGCGAAGAGAUGCUACUAACUUAAGAUUUAUUGUUUCCAAUGACUUUGAUUUAUGACAGAACACCUGGUCUAGUCUAAAUCAACCUCUUUGUAAAAACUAGCAGAAAAACUUAGGAACCUCAAAUCUAGACAACGGAAGGGGGAGAAUAUUUGACGAUGCUUGAGUAUUUGUGGAACUUUGUUCUGAAUGGAGGAGGUUCCAAAGUACCAAACCCUCCUGUCGCAUCUGAACUGAUAUCAGAGACUUUGCUGGAGGAACUUCAUGGGUGUCUUAAAGAAAUCGAGACAUUGCAGCAAGAAAAGGAGGCUAAGCGAAAGAAAGAAGCUGGCAGGCCUGACUAUAGUUGGCUAGUUAAUGAAUCAGUAAAACAUUAUCGACUUCCUCGAUCUGUGAAAGUCGAGGUCGAGGAAUUGUGUACGCAGAUUGACGCUGAUGUAGCACCGCUCGUUAUAAAAGAUUUUAGGAGAAUUGUCACGGAAGAUACUCCAGUCGAAAAGAUUCCGGAAGUGUUCAGGUGUGUCCUGAAAAGACAGUUGAUGGUUAAGAAUUUAAAAACAGAAUCAGAUAAUAGGCGAGAAAUUAGAAGAGCGAGCAAAAGUAACAAGUCUUCGAACAAUAUUUUUAAAAGACGUUUGGAUGUGCCAGGUCUUAGUGACAGGGACAUUGAAGCGUGGGGAAGCACCUCAGACGGGCGAGCUCAGUCUGCUCCUGCAAGCUCGUGGAGAUUCUUUAGACAAGGAAAGGUGAAGCCAACAGAAAAACCUAGCAAUCCUAUGGACGAUGUUAAAUGUAUUAGUGAUAAAGAUGCAAGACGAGCAAAUAGUGUACCGACCAUAACGACUAUAGUAUAAAGAAGGUUAUCAUUUGCUACUUAGCAACGCGUGAAAUAAAUCACAGGUGACUAAAUGAAGGCCACCUAAGGUUGUAAAAGUUGGCCCAUGUUUCCAAGUUCCGUCAUCGCAUUAAUUUGCAUGUAACUUGCUGUGUAGCUUAUAUGUGGCAUUGGGUAGCGAUGUCUUCGCAUAGGUGAUUCUUAAGAUUUAGAGGGUGCAACUUUCAGCUAGGAUCUAGGAGGUCCUCAAGAUGGGGGGCUUGAGUAGACGCCCAUUUUUAGGGUAGGUCCCUGUUCCAGAGAGUUUGUAGGUGCGCUUUCGGCUCAGAUGUUAACGCUUGUGGGAAACAAACGCAUAAGAGUGAUGUUAAGGGGCAAGUUCCAUUCUUUCAUCGAUUUUCGAUAGGAUAGGAAUCAGGUGUAGGCAAAGAUUAUGUGUGUUUGUGUCUGUGUGUGUGUGUGGGGGGAGGGGGGGUAUUUAGACUGAAAAUUGUUCAAGAUGCUUUUAAUAUAGAUUCAGGUGAUUCAUUAAAACCUCUAGUCACUCCAUUAUCGUGGUCUCUUGGUUUAGUUCCUUACCUAAGUGGUUAAGAGAAAACUUUUCGUCUGGGAAUUUGUUGGUGUCUGCUCGUUUGUUAGAAGGUCAAUAACAUUUCCAGAAGAAAGGAGGGCUUCAAGGAACCUUCAACCUUUCAAAGGAAAGUGGGGUGCAUUCCAAUUGAUGCAAGUUCUUUUUGGGCAAGUACUUUAUAAAAGCUUUAGAAACUUAGUACCAUAUUGUGUUUGGUAUUAAGAUCUCUUAUCGCGGGAAGGGCAUCGGCUAAUACUACUUAAUCUUUACAACAGGGGUUUUCUGGCUUUACGAAUCUUUAAAUUUUUCUUGCUGGUGUAAAUUUGUACCUUGUUUUCAUAAUGUAUUAGUGUAUAAUUAAAUUGAGCGGUAUGGUUGUUAAACAACAGUUUCAUAGUGUAAUGCAUCUUACAUUUUUGAACCUCGGAUUAAUCUAUGAUGUGAAAGUAGUAUUUGCCUUGAUAUGAAA